Pseudozyma flocculosa PF-1 is the source of this 2718-nucleotide messenger RNA. RefSeq lists its product as uncharacterized. The record is from RefSeq and is a predicted model, not a curated record. The coding region runs from base 1 to 2718 and encodes 905 amino acids. The transcript is spliced from 3 exons. Lineage: Eukaryota; Fungi; Basidiomycota; Ustilaginomycetes; Ustilaginales; Ustilaginaceae.
AUGCUGCCCCAAAUCGACGAUGCCGACUUCCCCGUCUGGUUUCGAGCGAUGGCUUAUCGUUCCAGUGCCGACCGUGACGCCUCUGAGACUCAAUGUCCCGGAGCGAUGCACUGCGUCGCUCCGCUCGUCGCUCAGGCCCGUUUCGAGUCGAUAUGCGAUCAGAUGUUCGAACAGUCACACAGCCGCGACCUCUUCUCGGUCGUCGAGCACCUAGCAGAGCGGGCUUUCCAGCAUAGCAGCCAGGGACAGGAAAAAGAUCGACGGGAAGAGAAUCAGGAGCGGCUCGCCUCGGCGUUCGCAGCCCCUUACCGCGGCAGCGCACACCACCGCUUCGACGAUGCCAUCGCAAACUACUAUAUCCCGAGAUACAGGCCCGGAUACACAUACGGCCGUGUCGUGCCCAUCGUCCAAUCGAGCGGGACAGGCAAGAGCCGCAUGGUCCACGAGCUUCGACACCUCUGGCCGACGCUCAUCCUAACGCUGCGCAGCAAAGCAGACGAAGCCGAAUCAGGCUACCCCGUCGCCGAGCACAGCACCGUUGACUUCUUCCAACAGUCAUUUGCGGCAUUCUCGAGCCCCGACCUCGCCUUCAUCGCCUUCUUUGUCGCCUGGUUCACCGAAGUCGAUGCCGUGCUCAAGAGCCCCUCGACACCUCCGCCGAGAUCGAUGGACAAGGUGCUUGGCGCAUGGUCCUUGCACCGCGAGGCUGGCGAUGCCAGGCCCGGCACACGCGAAGCCCUCUUUGCACAAGUCUGCAAGCAGGCAAACCUGCUGCGGGAGUCUGAGGCUGACUUCCAGCAACCCGUUCCCGUCAUAGGCCGCGCCGAUCAUCUACGACGCAUCAUGAUGCGGCUUCUCAAGCCCUCGAUGGAUCGCUUGGAGCAGACCAUCGGAGCCUCGGCUCCCGUCCAGGAGAAGCGGUCCCAGCUAGAUCGCGCAGGCUCCACGCGGCCUGUGGUCAUGUACGUGGCCAUCGACGAUUUCGCCCUUCUCGACUCGGCCCACACCCCUCGCGGUCCCCUCCCGUCGUCCAGCCUUCGCAGCUGCUUAGCGUUGAUGUCGGAGAUGCACGGCAACGAGCACUUCCAGUUCUGGUUCCUGCUCCUCGACGCCGGCAGUGCGGUUUUCGAGGUCUUCCCGGCCCACGACGAGGGUCCGUCAUCGCGAGCGAGGUGUCCGCACCAUUUUCCCAUUUGGGUCGAUCUCGGCUUCGACGUACUGGUCGACGAGGCUCCUCCCGUCCUCGCUGCGAUCCAGGCCCUCGAGAUCGCCCGUCUGCGGUUCUACGGUCGACCUCUGUGGGCUGCGUGCAGAGACACGUCGGUCCUCGAAGUCGCUGUGACGAAGCUGGCUCCACCCCGGGACGAAGCCGGCCUCACCGCCAUCCGGACAGCAGCCGCCGACCUCACCAGUCCGCGAACGGCUGCCGCGGUGCUCUCACAGCGCUGCGCCAUUGACCUAGUCCCGCUGCGAUGCGACAGCGCGGGCAACCACCUCGCUCGCGAACUCGUCAGCCGACACAUGCGCGUCCUCGGCGACCUCAGGAGGGAUGGCGUCUGCGUCACUGCGUCGGCAAGCGAGCCCAUGCUCGCACUUGCGGCCGGGUACAUCCUCCAGCGAGACCGCAACGCAUGGAAGACGGUCCUCAGGACGCUCCUCGAACGGUUCCUCUCGCUCGGCCGCGAGCUCGACUUGCGAGGCAGUCACGGCGAGUUCCUUGGCAGACUGCUGCUCACCCUGGCCCGCGACGCCGCGCAGCCGAUCCACCCCGACCUCCUUGCGCGAGAGAUGACACAUGUCGAGCCGAUCCGCCUCGACGUCUUCCUCGCCUCGCUCGUCGCCGAACCCGUCUUGACGGGCAGCGUCGCCACUGAGCUCAGAGGCAAAGCCGAAUCGGCCUGGCUCAAUUUUACGCACAUGACGGUGCUCGACGACGUCGUGGACGGCGUGAGCCAGGGCUACCUCUGGCUAUGCUGGAAACGCGGAGUUGCCAUCCAGUUCAGUCGGCGGCAGGGUGGCAUCGUCGGCCUGCUGCCCGUGUUUUUGGGAGGGAGGAUAGCACUCGAGUCGAGCGUCGAGGAUGAGACUGACCUCUGGCGUCAUAUGAGUUAUGUUGGAUGGCAGGUCACACACCGACGGAGCGCCCAGACUCUCGCAAGGCAUCUACACGGUCCGCCCAUCAUCGUCGCACCUCCGACCUCAGCUGACUGGGGUACGAGCGGGGGUACCAGCAGCUACGAGGUUCCGGGUGAAGCGGUGUCGGCGCACAUGACGAUCCUGAUGGACCUCGGAAGACGUGGCAGCAACCUGUCCCCGUCUCCCGGAGCACCAGCGACCAUCGUGUACAGCGGCUGCGAGCAACGAUACGGUAUCGCGCACUCGACAACGAUCCUCCAUCUCCGCGGCUGCGGCAGCUCGACGUACGCAUGUCUAGAUCGGCUCGGCGUCACCGACGAGUUUCAGGCCAUCGCAGACCGCAUCGCAGACGCGGAGCUGACGGUGGUUAGCACCGUCAUGUUGCCGUUCGAGCAGACCAUCCGGCCCGAGUCGUGGCCGCCUCCCUGUGUUGCGACGCGAGAACGGGGCGAUGGCGAAGGCGAAGGCGAAGACGACAACACCCGUGAUGCGGUCCUCGACCAUCGACGCAGCGAGGAUGACUGCGAUCUGGUCGAUGCACCCCGUCGUCGUCGACGGCGGUGCGAGGAGCCAGAGACGUAG